Molecule: messenger RNA, 9998 nt
Organism: Osmia lignaria (orchard mason bee)
Lineage: Eukaryota; Metazoa; Arthropoda; Insecta; Hymenoptera; Megachilidae
Gene: IRSp53
Product: Insulin receptor substrate 53 kDa
Biological process (GO): plasma membrane organization; actin filament bundle assembly; positive regulation of actin filament polymerization
Cellular component (GO): cytosol; nucleoplasm
Molecular function (GO): protein binding
Source: RefSeq, a predicted model, not a curated record
UUCGCGCGCCUCGUGUCGUACGUGUUGAUUUUCGUUCGCUCUUCGUGGAAAUCACCGUUUAUCACGAUCUAUUCGUGUCUCGAUUUUCGUUUGCGCGUGUAUUACGUGAAAUUUUACAAACAUUUGUGACAUUCUUCUUGGUGAUCGUUGUUUCAUCGAGUUAUUUUUCGUACCAUUCGAAAGUCCCGGCUCGAUCCGGUGGCUGAGAUUCGCCCAAAGAUCAUAGAAAUAUCCGAAAGAAUUUCAUCGAUUCCCGAACGAUCGAUUUCGCGAAAGUGGAUCGACAAACGUGAGAUCCGGUCUCGGAAGGACGGAAAAAUAUGAGCAUCUCGUGAAGUCGGUUAAAGUGCAGCUUUCAGACAUCGAAGGGGUACACGAUGGAAACCGAAGAACUCACUAGACUCGUAGACGAGAUCUACAAGAAUAUUCUGGACAAAUUCAAUCCAGGGGCGAGGCAGCUGAUCAAUGCCGGCAAAGCGUAUUUGAAAGCUCUUCACGGAGCCGCAGCCGCAUCCCGGGUCUACGUGGACGCAUUGUCUCGAUUAGCACGGCAGGCGCAACUGGGAACAUGGGGUGGUUCCAAGGAUGUCGGAUUCGCGCUGAUGAGGAUCGUCGAGGUCUACAAGGAGAUCCAGGAGCAGGAGAUGAAUAUCCUGAAAGCGUUCUACGUCGACCUGUUGGUCCCCCUGGAGACGAACCUAGAGAAGGACACCAAGGUAGUACAGAGCGAGCAGAAGAAGUUUCUGCAACAGCACAAGACGAGGUCCGAAACCUACAGCAAGGCGGCGGCAACCAUGAAAAAGCAGAGGAAAAAGUCGAGGGGCGCCAGUAAGAGUGGCUUAGCGAUGGACAAAGAGUUGAAGAACAUGCAGAUCCUCGAGGAGGAGAAGUCUAAGCUGGACGCCUUUUGUGAGCAGAGUUUAAAGAACGCGAUGACUCAAGAAAGAAGGAGGUACGGCUUUGUUCUCGAGCGGCAGUGCUCCUUGGCUAAACAUUAUGCGAGUUUUCAUGAGGUCGCGUUAGCUGCUCUUCAUCCCUCCGUUGAUAAGUGGCGCGAGGUAGCUGCCACCAGGGAAUAUUUACCCCAAUCCGUAGAAGACAUGUUCGCUUCCAGGCUCAGGCAAGUUUCAUUCUGGCCCGAGGACGAGGAGAACGGAGGUUCCGAGCUGACCAUGAGCUCGCAAUUAAGGAAGACCAGAAGCAUGGACAGCUCUUGCUUGGAACUUCGACCUGGACCUCCUUCCGGAAACGUGCCAAGCACCACUUAUCAAGGCCCUACUUCCCAUCUUCCCUCUGCUCUGUCUAGAGCAAGGUCAGAGGCCAAUUUACACGCUUCCACGUUAUCAUUAGAUCCAGAAGUCCCGGAAACACCACCAAGGCCGAGGUCUAUGGCGCCCCCAGCGUCACGCAACAGCGGUAGCGCGGGUGGCGGUGGCAGCGGUACCGGGGUGAGUACCAGCGGAUGGGGAGACGCACCCCUCGCUAGGGCUCUCUUUGCCUAUUUGAGCUCCGGGGAAAAUCAGCUGAGUUUCCUGGAGGGCGAUCUCAUCGCGCUGAUGGGAGAUCGUCAGAAGGGCUGGCAAUUUGGGGAGAAUCUGCGCACGCAAAGCUCCGGAUGGUUCCCACUGGCGUACACAGAAAUUAUUAUCGACGAUAGUCUGGGAUCGCCGAGUCACGGUGCAAACAAUGGUCGCGCAACGGAGCCACAGGCAAUCCCACCCUGUAAGCCUCCACCCUCUCGGCCGCCAGUGACACCGAGCAGUAUGGAUGAAGUGUCGAGUGGAUUCCAUGGGGUAGGAAACAACGUCAACAACAGUAACAACAACAGCAACAACUCUACUAAUGUACAGAAUAGCAACAGUUCUCACAAUUUGGCGACACCCACUGCACGUCAGACUAAACCGAUCCGUCCAUCUGGCACGUUGCCCACUGUUUUGGCCGGCGGCCGCAGGAUACAACCACCUGCUCCGCCCGUUCCACCCCCUCAAGUUGUCACGUCUCUUCACAGCAGCAACGACAGUGGUUUCUCAAAUGAACCACCAGCUCAACCUGACAUUGAUUAUAGCGACGACGAGGCUAUGAGACAACGACGAAGAAAGCCUCGCGCCGAUAGAAUAACCGAGGUGGUGAAGCAGCAUCAGAAGGAGGAGAAGUCGAACAGCAAGGACUGGGAGAACGAUUCGUGGAAGACGAUACCGAGGGACGAGAAGAGCUGGCAUCUCUACAGAACCGCGAUGGACCUAUGGGCGGAAUCGAACGCGAAUCAGAGCAACGAGAACGGUGACACCAGGUACGCAUCGAAUCGGCAUUACGACAGCCAGGAACGCAAGAACAGAGAAUUCUCCGAUCGCGGCACCAUGGAGAACGGACCGUCAAGAAAGUCCGGGAAAAAGCCGGCGGAAAGGUCGCAGAAGAACGACUACGAGAAUCGUGGCAGGGUGAAUUCGAGCCACAAGAGCAAGAUGAUGAGCAACGAGGAGCAAUCCAGAAAGCCAACCAGAAGAAACAACGAACAGCUCGAGCAAGAUCGUCGCGAGGCAAAGAGAACGAAGGAACAGGAGGAGAGUGAAGAGGAGAUCGAAUUAGAGGAGGAAGAAGAAGACGCUUACAGCGGCAGGAUGGAGUACCAGAAGUACGAGGGUAAAAAGUAUUACGGCGACAGAACGGACGGGCAAGAACGUAAUUCUCGUCGCGGUUACCAUCCGUUACCUCAGGAAGAAUCGAAAUACGAAAACGAGAAGACCUCCUCGGCCUCGUCAUCGGCUACCGACGACGAGAGUACCAUUACCAUCCCGGAGACAGGUAGGAAGGUGGAGCACAUAGCUCAGAAACUGGAACAAACCGCGCAGAAGUACGCGCGGGAGCACAGCCCUCCGAAGUUUAUCGAAAGAAGAAACGAUUACAGGAGUCUCGAACGCAGGGAGGAGAAGCAACCUCCCCCGCCUUACGAGAGGUACAACGACUGCGAGAGAAACCGUGCGCCGCAGAGGUUCGACCGAGAGAGGGAACGUUACAUGGAGAAACCGUCCGCGACGAGCCAGAAGAGCUCGACUUACGAAAGGGAGAGGACGUUCGAGAAGAAUCCCGACAGGAACAGGAACAUCGAGCGAGCGUCGAGUCGUCGCUUCGAGAGACCAAGACCUCCGUCCGAGGAGGCGCCGGAGAGACCGACGGAGCCUCGUAGCCUUUACAGAGAGCGUCGUUACUCCGACAAAGAGGAAGCCAUCUACGGUGAGACGAAAUUCGUUCGGGAGACCGUGUCGGUGGACAAGGAGCGUGGCUACGAGUCGAACUUCGAGACGAAACUGGAAAGGACCAAGGUGAUCGAGAGGCACGGUUAUCAGAACGCCCUGGUCCAAGGGAAUCUCCAGAAGUUCCAGAGAAACGGGCCCCACAGUUUGGAGAAGAACGACACGAACAACAAUACCCUGAAGGAUGAGAACAGGAAGCCUUUGCUGCCGCGUCAGACGACCGCGGUUGGACACUUGAUACAAACAGGCAGAGCCUUCGACGUGGAGUCCAAGAGUCCUAAAUUGGUGAAGAGGACCAAGUCCUUCUGGAGGUUCAGGAGAGACUCCGAGGUGUUGGAGGGUAUGGCACUCUGGCAGCACAGAUCGCUGGUCGAUAUCCCGAAGAUGAUCAAGAAGGAAUCGAAAGAGGACAACGCUAGCUCCGAGGAGACUAAGAAACAUACCCCCGAAGGUAGCCCGACGUCUCGUCAGAGUCUGGAGAAGAGGAACAGCGACGUGACGAUCACGAAUGAUCCGCGUCAGGAGGAACCGAAACCUGCCGAAAGAAUCCACGUGCCGGACAAGUCCGAUUACUUCGAGGACUUUCCGACUCCGGCGGAGCGACCGAAAGCCGUCGAGAGAUCCGAGUACAGGAUGCAUCAGGAGGAGAGAUCUUAUUUCAUGGGGAAUGUUUCGCGAAAGGCGAUCAUUGAGAAGGAACGGAAGCGCAGUAUGGAAGCGAAACGAAACAUGAUCGUGGCGGAGCUGAAGGAGAACAACGAGGCUAAGAGGAACGAGAGGAGGAAGAAGUACACGGACGACGAGGAUGGUUUGACACAGAAUUUCAGCGAAACCGAGGCAUCCGACGAGGAGUCCACGUACAGUUGCAUCGUCGUCAAGGACCAAACGGUGGCUGAGAAGACCCUUCUUCCCAGGACCAAGCUACGCAGGGACUCUGAUCGGGAAAGGGAUAAGAAUACCUGCGGACCCUGGUACGACCUCUGGGGCGUGGACGCCUCGGUGAACAAAAAGAAGAAGAAGAAGCAGCAAUAAAUUUAUUAUCUCUUCCGUAUGGUUCGACUUGUUGAAAUUGAUAGAUAUAUCAGCGUAUACGAGAGUUGAUCACGUUUCAAAGUUUAUCCACGUUGUUCGUUGAACGAAGUUGAAGAGUAUAAAAAGGAGACUACCGGGUUGGAUGAGAUCCUGAUGAUUGAAGUUCGUUUUUAUAAUUUCAUCCUUAAGAUUUUGUUUUUAAGUUUAUCGUUACGUUCUGUUUUUAUUAUCAUUACCUAGACCUUGUGUACCCGAAUCUGGAGGUGCUGCUAUUGAUACCUUAUCGAUACCUAACGAUGUAUUGAUAAUAUCGUUAAGAAGGAGGAGUGGUUGAGAUAGAAUUUAAUUCCUUCUCACGUUAAGUUCUACUUUGCCCGCUUCCAUUCACCUUAACGAUGUUUUAACAAUAUUAUCGAUAAUAUCGUAUCGAUGGCGGUAGCUCUACGAAAAUCGAUAAUCGCACCACGAAUGACCGUUCGCCAGUCUUCCACGUAGAGCUAUUUUCCCAUUGCUUCCCGAAACGUUUAAACCUACCGUUUGUUUGCAAGUGUGUAUACCGUUUUUCUUCUUGUUUGAUAUUGUUUGCGCUUUCGUCGACGCUUGUUUGUAAUCAGUUAGAACGUGUUGACGUUAAACGCGCGAUGGUGGAGUGCAUCAGAAUGCGUCCGAUAUUUUGACGCGUGUUGACGUGCAGCCUGUUAUUUCGAUGGAAAAAAACAACGUUAUGGAUGAUACUUCAAUCGUAACUCUUGUUCGAUCUGUCGUUACAGGAUGCUGCAACGGUUCGUUGAUGCUUUGAUCGAGUACAAAGUGCUACAUAUACGAUAAUUCUCGUAAUAAUGGCGCAAUCGUUUCACUUUCGCGUGAUUGUUUUUCGAUGACGGAUAAUUUGAAAACGAUCUCAAUAUUUCCGGCUUACGUUCUCUAUUUCGUUUCAUGGAAAAUUGAUCCGCGACGCGUGAACACCAAGGGGUUUCAAAUAUCAGUGGAAUACAAAUUUCAACUUCGAACAAUCUGAACUUUUCAAGUGUUUCAAUUUUGAAUCGUACCAAAUAUUUAUUUCAAAUAGCCAAGUGUAUCAUUUGGGGAAGUGAAUUUUAUUAUUAUUAUUGGUAUUUUUGCAAUAUGAAAUUCUAAUACUUUGAAUAUUUUAAUGAUCAGAACAAAGGAAAUUCGAAGUUAUCUCAAUUAAUUUAAAAUUUUACAAUCUUAGUUCAAUGUUAAUUAAAAUAGAUGUGCCAGGGUCCGAAACUAUUGGGUCGGACUUGCAUUGUUCGAGCCGGGUUGACUCGAAUUCUUAUGCAUAUAUAUUUGGAAAGGCGAACAAUUCUGAUUCGAUUCGAUUCGCCCCAACCCGAUCCAAUCUGGUACAUAUAUUCAGUUUCUCGCACACCUCUAAUGAUUAGCCUUCAAAUGAUCCACUGCAUUCAAAGAUUCAAGACCCCUCCAACUCAUUUCUAAUUGAAAGGAAUUAAUAUGUCAUUUCCUAUGAAUUUUUUUGUUAUCAAAGAUCAAUGAAUGCAUAAAUAAUUACAUGCUCGCGUUUAAGAACAACUAUGCAAAUUAGUUUUGCGUUAACGACAGGACAAUUCGAACGUGGAAUGUUAUUAUCCGUAUAGUCACUUGCUAAUUACGCAAACUAGCUUCCGGUUUUGAUUGAAAUAACUAGACACACUGUUACUGUUCAUUUGCAUAUUGCAUGUAAAUGUCAGGAAAAUUUCAAUUCCGUUCGCAGAUCUAUGCUCGUUUAAUACUUGACAUUAUUUCCUAUUAGCUGGAUUUUGCAGUUAUUGAAACAGUAAAAUCAUUGUUAAAAAAUUUUAUAGUCUUUAUCGAAUAAUUCGUGUAUCUGUACAGCUUGAAGUUUUGUUUGCAAAACGCUUUGUUUUGUUAAAUUUCGUUGCUUCCGUUCCGAUAGAAUUCGAACAGUAAUUCUUUUGUUUCUCUGGUAAUUCUCCAAGGACCUCUUUCUAUUUUAUUUACGUUUGCGUUCCGCAUGAAAUAUCGUGUCAAUGUUUGCCCAAUUGUUACACGCUGUUCUUUGUUACGCUAUAACGCAGAUUUGCAACAACAGAGAAAUUUUAUAAACGUUCAAAUAGCCUCUCUUCCCGAUUAUUGCGGAAAUUUACGAACAACGAUUCAAGGGAUUUUUGCAUAAAAAUAACCAGUACUUUUUCUUUAAGCGAAUGCAAAUUUUUAAAUAUUCAGAAAAUGGAAAUCCCAAGGAAUAUUAAAAUUAUUUAUGUUGACUUAUAUUUUCAAAAUAGGAAUUUAAAAUAUUAAAUUUUUCGUGGUACCUAGAUUGAUCACGAAAGGGUCAAUUCCAUUGGCGUAAUUAGGUCAGGGUGGACCUAAUUGUAAAAUUCCAAAAUUCUAUGAUUAAAAAAUUCCGAAGUUCUAAAGUUCCAAAACUCCAAAAUUCUAAAAUUCUCUCAUAAAAUUUAGGAGAAGCUGAAAGAGCCAAAUCUAAUAAAGCUAAGGAACCUAGGUCCGUCUCAAAAAACAUCCUAAUUACGCCAAUAAUUAACUCAACGUUUUUACAAUCCCUUAAAUCAUUGCAUCGUAAUCGCAGACUUUCAGUCGACCAAAGUUUCAAUAACAAUUGCGUACAGUUUGUUAAACUCGAUUGACCAUUCCAUUUUUCCAGGACAAAUAUAUUCGCAACGGUAAAGCUGCGCAAAACGAAGACGAACGAUCGCUCGGCACCGGCCUUAUCAUGAGAUAAGCUCUUCAUCUAGAUUACAUUCCUCGCGUGUAAUGUUAGAUGUACCAACAAAAGAGGGUGCCUCUCUGUUCGAGAGACAACAGUUCCUUUUAUGAAAAAGCUUCUGAAGCGAGAGAUUCCGAGAUCUUUCACGGCGUGGAUGUCCGUCCAACGAACACGUCUCACUUGAAUCCUCUAUGACUAUUCUUUCUGAACAACAAACACGAGUAUUCCGUCAACAUUCACCGACAGUUUUUUCCUGGAAAAAUCGUUCAACUCGCAAUAUCCAUACUUUUUCAAGAUAUUCAAUUGAAUUUCGAGGGACCAUUAUGCAAUCAAUAACUACACGUUUUCAUACAAGAUCUAAGAAAAAAUCCUUUCUGUUAAUUGUCAUAGAGGAUUGAAGUAUAGUAUUAGAAUCAAAGGACCAGAAAAUUAUUUGUUUCAUUCAGGUAAGACAUUCCAUUUAGAGAAUUGCUUUGCUGAGACAUAAAGUAUGGACUUUUAUUAUCUGAUGGCAGGGGUGGACUGACCAUCGGGAAUUCAGGAAAAUAUCUGGUAGGCCUAAUUAAUUAAAAUUAGUACCCCUCGUGUCGCGAAUCUCCAGGUACAAAUUAAAGUCCCAAUUCACCCCUGUCUGAUGAUCUUUAACGUAAUUUUUAAAGCACGAUCCUACAAGGAUUGAACAUCUUUUAUCGCAUCAAUCCAGUCUGAAUCGUCCAUUUCGACAUCCAAUUCGAUUUGUUACAUCUCUCUUCUCAACGAUUCUCGCGCGACAAUCUAUUAUUUUUAUCGAGCUUUCGAUACAUUCGCGCUUGCAACGACGGUUUAUUUCCGGCCAAGUUAAUCCUCGAUGCCGUUUCCACUUCUCCUACGACUGUGUAUCGUAUCGUCACGGAAUGAAAAGUUUCAUUCUGGAUGUCGUAAAAGCUGCUUUACGUUCGUGUUCACGGGUUAAGGAUCGUAAAGUUUCACUUCUCAUUUUUUUCUCCCAUCCCCCUAUUUUCCCUGUCGAGCAAACACCCAACCCUGUUCGUCAAGCUCGCUUUCGCGUUGCGAGGCUUUUUCCUUGGCGAGCGUCGUCGCUUUCUUCGACUUGGUCGGCCGUGAAAAAAUAAACCCCGAAGAAGAAAGAAGCAAGCAUCCCUGAUGGUUUUUCCCUUUUUCUUCUGCGUACGAGAAUCGUGCGUUGUCUCCAGGGGGUUGCUUUCCAGUUCUGGUGACUUUUGUUAACUCCACGCCCGUUCUCCACCCCCUUUCUUCCUUAUUUCACACUUCGUGUUUGUACUUCGAGCACGUACUGUAUACUACAGUCGAAAUGAUUUUAGGUACUCAAAUUUUUGUACCAAGAAUAACAACAGAUUGUUGAAGGGAUUGUUUUAGUUUAAAAUGUUUGUUCUAAUAUUAUAUAAUUAAUGUGAAAGAGAAAGAAAUAGACUCUACCAUUAUUCACUACUAUUCACAAAAUAAUACUGCCAUUUUAUUCUAACAGUAAGCACUCAUGUUUUGAGAAUUGUAUUCUUUAGAUUUUCCAAGCAGUGGCGUAACUAGACGACAGAGUGGAUCUGGAAUCCCGAAAAUGUGGAUUUUAAUUCUAAUUUUAGAAUUUUUUAAUUCCAGAAUUCCAAAAUUUUAGUAUUUCCAAAUUUCAAAACUCUACAAGUCCAAAAUUUCAGAAUUUUUAAAUGUAAAAUUUCCCAAAUUUCAGAAUCCAAAAAUUUCCAAUUAAUCUGGAAAUUCCAGAAUUUCAAAAUUCCUGAAGAACCAGGCCCACCCAAGAAAAAAGUUCUAAUUACGCCAAAGUCUCCAUAUAACUUCGUAUCGUAAUAUUAUUAAUUUCGAAAGCUUAGUUUGAUAGGUUGAUUAGAGUAAAUCAAUGUUUCGUAUAAUUAUGAUCGUUGACAAGUUGGCAAGUUAAACUUGCGACGAGUUUAGACUAUCACGUCGGAUUAAAUUGUACGGUGUUUUAUGUGCCCCUAUAAAAUAAUCAAACACACAAACGAGACAGAAUACUGCCAGACAUACAUAGAUACACACAGAAAGAAUUGUACUCGUAAAUACCGGGGGACCCAAACAUCGUUCCCUGUUGUCACAAAAUUUUUAUUGCGAACCUACUCGCGUAUACUGCCAGUCAUUUCCAGCGUUUCUCGAUACUCGAAAUAGCCUUCGACCGAUCGAAUGGCUUUCCAGUUCAUCAACGAAGUAUGUACGAUAGUCGUAAAACAUCGAUCGAAUAUCCGUAAGCAAUGUAGGCAAUGGGAAAACACCUAGAGCGAUAAUUAACCCCACGGUCAUUCCUAGGUGCCCUAAUUCCACGUGGACACGUAAUUGUAAAUAUUCGAAUCACCGUCUCGGACACACACGUAUUAUCGUUCUUCCACAUUCAACAUGUAUUUGUUAUACGUCAAACACGUGGACACACUUAGUGUGGGGAUUUUCAAAAAUUCCAAAUUUUUCCUAUUAAUAAAGAAAAUUUAUCAAAAGAAGAAUAUCAAUCAAAAUUAAUAUAACACCUUUUGAGUUAUCUUAAUAUAUAUUUAGAAUCUUUACAAUUUUUCUGUAAAGGAUCAUAGAAAUUUUGAAGAUCCCUCGUGUAAAUUAUAAUAGCUUUCGAAGAAAAUAUAAAUAUAAGUAAGAAAUAAAAAAAAAAAAGGUUUAGGGCAACUUUUUUUGUAACUGCGUUUUAGAUAAGCGACGCGAAUACAAGCGAGUCCAGAAGAUUAAAAAAAAAGAUGUUAAUAUAUUAUAAAUAUUACAUUAUACCGGCGAACGUGCCGAAAGGUUAGGGGAAAUGCAACGAAACCGGCUCGUUUCAUGGAAAUCGUGAGAAUGAUUUUUCUUAGAGAAAAAUGUUUGAUCAGAGGAACGAGACGGAUUCUCGUGCCACUUCCAGUGACACUUUUGGGUAGUCUAGGGAAAGCAAAAUGAUGAAAUUGUUAAUAAGAACCAUGUAUACAUGCAUAUACGUUAUAUAUAUUAUUAUUGUUAUUAUAUUAACGUUUUUUGUGCAA